Messenger RNA from Thecamonas trahens ATCC 50062, 2526 nucleotides. Its product is annotated as protein tyrosine phosphatase. Lineage: Eukaryota; Apusomonadida; Apusomonadidae. Gene Ontology annotation, biological process: protein dephosphorylation. Gene Ontology annotation, molecular function: protein tyrosine phosphatase activity. The transcript has a single exon. The record is from RefSeq and is a predicted model, not a curated record. The coding region runs from base 1434 to 2525 and encodes 363 amino acids.
AUCUAAAAGGAGGAAUAAUGGUUCCGUUUGCCCAUCAAAAAAGGUGGUCAAAGGCGCACGCGGGAGCCCCCAAUUGGCAUGAUGACUACGAUUAAUGCAACCAUAUGCAAACACUUCACCGUCCGCAGUGAGGAGAAACACAGAGAGAGUUCCUCCGCCGAUUUCGACUGACACACCACCACCAUGGGCGUGGCGUGGAGUGAGCCUUCCUCACCCGCCGGUGAGCCAAGCCUUUCCUUUGCCCACUCUGGAGAGUAUGCAACACACGGAAGUGUUGGAUCACCUCCACCUUCUCCACCUUCUCGUCCUCGUGGCUGGGCCCUCGCUGCGGCUCGUGGAACAGGCGGCGGUGGCCAGGAGGUGGUGAUCGACGACGAGGACCUCGUUCGUCGUCAGCAUUAUCUUCAUGUCAACAACUUGCAAAGUUGGUCCGAGCGUGGUGCGACUGAAAGUGAUGGGCAUGGAGGAGUGUAUGGCUUUGACGGAUUGGGUAUGGAGAGCGACAACCAAGGUGACAAUGGCUACGCACCGUCGCUCAAUGACUCUGCUAUGUCUAUUAUGCCUGGUGGGCAUCCCCCGCAUGAGCCCCUCCCGCAAUACCUCCCGCCGUCCCAGCCGCAACUCCCGCACUCGUCAGCAAAUGACUCGCUUCCUUUUCGCCGCCUCUCGCCGCACACUCGGCCGCAAUCCAAUCAUCGUCUUCACCCUCUUCUACUAUCAACAGUCAUCACUUGGGUGGCAAUGCUCAUUUGGCCCCUUCUGCUGACCUCGGUCCUCCCUCGGCUAGCCCUGCAGACUCGGCCGCUUCGCUUACUUCUGCGCGCCACUCUUCACUGCCUGGCACUCGUCCUGAUCUGGCUACGCACUCGCACUUUGUCUCUCUCGCUGCGCGCGUGGCAGAGAGAGACCGCUCGUCGCGACGGCGGGCGCUCUCGUCGCCGCUUGAUACCGCUCCGCUUGCGCAGCUGUACUCGACCGCACGCUGGGCUCGUCGUGGCUCGGUUCAUGCUCAGGCCGCCGGCCUAGCGCUGAGGACCAACUCGCUCCUCGCCCACCCGCGCGCUCUCAAGUCGGAGCACGACAAGCUCACUGCCGCCAUCUCGGCCUCGCUCGCUGCCGUCCAGCUUGCGCUCUGGGAUGACGACGACGAGAAGGAGGACGAGGGACACUCAGCUGCCAUCUCGCGUACCUCGGGUACGCCCCACCACGCCAGGCUCCCGCUCCGCUCGCCCGCCCCGCCGCUCCGUCUCGACACUGCCGUCGUCCUCCCGCCGCUCGCAGGCUCGGUCUCUGACGAGGAGGAUGAGGAAGAUGAGGACGACGAGCCGCCCCGCUCUCCGCCGCUCUCCGAAGCCCUCUCUGCGGCUGUUGCCGAGGCAGCGGCGUCGACGCCGCGUGUUGCUCCGGCAGGCUGGCGCAAGGUGCCGUCGUCGAUGGCCGGCCAGACGCUCGAGCUCGGCAAGAACGGGGCGCUCGUCGCCGCUGCCGGUCCGCCGCCUGCUGCCGUGCCGUGGACGUCGGUCUCGACCUCGCUCGGCUCGCGGCUCCGCCUCCGCACCUCACAGUUUGUCCACGCCUCCCACGUCCGCCUCGGCGCGUGCAAGCGCCACUACAUUGUGGCCCAGGGUCCGACCGAGGCCGGUGUCUUUGCCUUUUGGCGCAUGGUCUGGGCCGAGCACACCUCGGUCGUGGUGGCUCUCACCCGGCUACGCGGCCCGGCGCCCGGCGCGCUCACGCCCGAGUCGCUGGAGGAGGCUGCCGGCUCUUCCGAGCUCUGCUUCCCGUACUGGCCCAUGGAUGUGGGCCAGGUCCUUGUUGUCGGCCAUUUCGAGGUCGAGGCCAAGUCGAUCGAGGCCCUCGGCUCGUACGGCAUCCGCACUGAGCUCCGGGUCCGCCACAUGCUCGAGGCCCAGAAGCGCCGUGUCGUCCACCUGCAAUACGCCGCAUGGCCGCAUCACGCCGCUCCGCUCCCGCUCCGCUCGCUGAUCGAGUUUACCCACGAUGUCCACGUCGCCUAUAAGCGCCGCUACCGUCCGCUCCUCAUCCACGACUCGUGCGGAACCGGCGCUGCUGGCGUCUUUGCCGUCGCCCAUGCCGUGCUCUCGGACGCUCUCGAGGAGCUCGCGGUCCCGGAGACCGGCCCGCUCCUCGGCCUGCCCAUCCUUGCCCACGAGGCCGCCACCCAGCGCCCGGGCCUCUUUGCUCGCCGCCGCGACUACUGGGCCCUCUACGAGCUCUGCACCGCCCUGGUCAUGUCAGUCACCCAGGAUGCCUCCGCCCCGCCCUCGGCCGCUGCAAUGGCCGCCUCGGCUAUGGAGGCCGCCAUGCACGAGACGCUCAACUCGCCUGGCGACCGAGGCUCUGGUGACCUCACUCUUGCCUCCAUGGACCUUGCGCUCCCGGAUGCAGACCUCGACUCGGAAUUCGUCGUUCCCAUGGACCAGAGUCCGACGUCGUCGCCGCGCUUGUGUCACCGCGAUGCCCACUACGACCGCGCCCGCCGCUCGGUUACCCCGCUGCCGUGAC